AUUGUUAAGUUUAGUUUGCUAUAAUUUAAUUCAUAUUAAGGUAAAACCACCUGCUAAUUUAAUUUAGUUUAAUCUUUUAUUAUACAAACAGCAAUUAAGAAAAUUAAUCAUUUUUAUGAGUGGUGUCUCAUCAAUUAGAAGUUUCAAGAAAUUGUACCUUAUCUAUGAAAUAAUCAUAAAACUUGAAGAUAAGUCCACUAUAAUACUUUUACUUAUUCUCUAAUAAAAAAUAGACUAUAACAUUUUUAAUUAUAAAAGAUAAAAAUUUGCCAAAAAACCAACCUGAAACCUCUUCUAGAGAUGCAAUUAACGCUCAUAUUAAAGUUUUAUUUUCUUAAUUGUUCUAGGUAUUAUAUCUGGAAUGGAAAAUAACAUAUAUCCCUAAUAGAAAUUAAGCUGUUACAAAUUGAACAUUGCUGUUGCACAAAUAAAAUAAAGUUAAAAAUAGUAGUUUUCAUGGCGUAGUACUGGAUUACAAAAAUCUAAAAUCUAAACUGAAAUAGACUGUUCGUAGCAGUCACCUAGUAACCAUAUGGAUCAAACAGCAGUGCUGUUGAACAUCGCACCAGCAGUCAGUCAAAUACAAAUUGAGUUGACAAAAAAGUUGAAACAAAGUAUCGGCAGAAUACCACAAAUUUAAACGUUAUAAAAAAAUAUGACUUCUAAUUUAAAUUUGCCAAAAACAUCAAAUCAAAUUGCUGAUAAAAUUUCCGAGUUGAGGGAUUCUGGAAAUCAAUCCAAAUCAUCACGAUGGAAAGAGGUAUCUACUGGGGAAGCUAUUAUCAAUAAUCAGAACAGUAAACCGAAACUGGUUCCUAUUUCUUUCUUUGAAGACAGCAAACGUUCUGGAGAAAGUCCUUCUUACAGGGAAAUGGAUGGAAAAGUUUUGGAAGCAAUCAAAGGCAUGGCUAUUUUAAAACUUAAAGUACAGAAAUAUAAGAAAAGACUUAAUAGUCUAAUGAUUGUGAUGAAGAAUAAAGACUUGGAAAUAUCCAGACUGAAAAAGAAAAUUGAAAACAUUGAAAGAGGACAAAAUAACAGAUCAACAAGCAUUUUAUCGGAAGAUGUGAUCACCCUAAUAGAUACCGUUGAAAACCUUGAAGAAAGGCUCGUGGUACUUGAAGGGUUCAUCAAGAAAAACGUGUGUUUGAGAAGCGAUAAAUGCAAAUUGAAUGAUGCCAUUUCUGACUCCAGCAAUGAAGAUAUCGAGGAUGAAGUUAUCAAAUCGAGAAUGUGUGAUGAGAGUUUUGAUCUCAUAAUAAAUCAAAUUAAAGAGAUGAAUCAAGAAGCUGGAGAGAUUCAUGUUUAUCACUCCACACAGACUGGAGCUACAUUCCAGAGGUGCAACAGUUUGUCUCUCACUUUAUACGCGAAUGGAUUCUCGAUUGAAGGUUGCCAAUUCAGACAUUAUUGGGAGCCCGCUGCACAGCAAUUCAUCAAAGAUAUAGUGGACGGCUAUUACCCCAGCGAAUUCCAAGCUCGAUUUCCAAGGGGCAUUGUAUUGAAUGUUGACGAUAAGAGAACGGUACACUUCAAUGGCUGUAAUCAAGCGUCUUUCAAAGGGAAAGGUUUCAGGUUGAGCUCUGAGAUUGAUUCGAAACGAUCAUCAUUCACUUCUCUGAAGAAACUGCUCCCCCCUGGAUUUGAAAGUAAUACUACUGGGAAAAAUAAUUCGGAAAAAAAUAAAAAUUCUUGCAGUUAUAGGGAGCUUAAUUCAAAUAAUAAUGAUUAUUGCAAUGUCUACGAAACACAUUUUUGUGACACUACCAUAAGAAAUGGAGAGAUAUUCAGGAAAGAAAAGAAUGAUAAUGAAUCGCUUUCUACAAUAACGGCUAAAUACUUGAAUAAAAAUAAGAAGCAUACGAGUUCUACUGUUCAGUUGAAGAUAGUAAGCUCUCAAGAUCGAAAUUGUAUGUUCAUGCUUACUAUGGAUACUUGUCAAACUAUCAGCGAUCUUCAAUCGUAUUUACCAGAAGAUUUGAGAAAUAAGCAAAUUAUGAUCUAUAAAGACUACUGUAAAAGUGAAGUAUUGAAAGAUACCUCAAUGACAUUGAGAGACUAUGGAAUAGAUAAAAACGCUUUAUUGAUACUUCGCGAGAUUUGAUAAAUGGAUUGAAUGCUAAAUGGAAUAUGGCCGCUAAUGUGCUAUCAGCUUACUUUAAUAUAUGCAUUUAUCAUAUUUUUAUAACAGUUUGUGAUAAAUUAGUUGUUAAAAGAGAUUAUUAAUUAACUCCCUUCACGAUAUUGUGAAUUUUGAAACAUUCUGAUCUUUUAAAACAAACUACGGAACUAGUACAGUUAGAUAAUACGAUGAAGUUAUUCGCACUAACCCAUUGAAUAAUAUUUGUUGAAUAAAUUUUCAAAAAUUCAAA
Molecule: messenger RNA, 2372 nt
Organism: Nilaparvata lugens (brown planthopper)
Lineage: Eukaryota; Metazoa; Arthropoda; Insecta; Hemiptera; Delphacidae
Product: UBX domain-containing protein 11-like
Exons: 11
Coding region: 656-2104 (482 amino acids)
Biological process (GO): proteasome-mediated ubiquitin-dependent protein catabolic process
Molecular function (GO): ubiquitin binding
Source: RefSeq, a predicted model, not a curated record